UGGCACUUGCGGCACUUAUGUGAAGUUGUGAACCCUUGAAUUCAGAAGUGCUCAUAUUAAAUUUAUAAUAAUUUUCCGUGCAUUAUUUAUGUAUAAAAAUGUUUAGUAACGCAGCUGCCCCAGAACCAGAAAGUAAACCCAGUCCUGACGUUGGUACAACGACUACACAAGCUGGGGCCAAAAAGGAAGAAGCUUGGGGUUAUGACUUGUAUCCCGAGAGACGAGGAACAUUUACCCCUAAAAUAGGAAAUAUUCUUAUUGGAAAAGAAGGAAAAGAAAAUGUAGAGAAAUUAAAAUGUGAACAAAAUGUUGUUGAGUGUGUUAAAACCAGUCCUAUCGUGAAGCUUAUGAUGAAAGCUCUUAAAAGCUCCGGAUGCCCUAUAGACCUUCGGAGACAUUUUUCAUGUGAAGUGUGUGAUUACUCUGUCAGCGGGGGCUAUGAUCCUGAGCUCAAUCAGAUUGUAGUAUGCCAGAAUGUAUCCACACGCAAGGGCAUGGUUCAAGGCGUCCUGGUCCAUGAGAUGAUACACAUGUUCGACUACUGCCGGAACCAGCUGGACUUCAAGAAUAUGGAACAUUUAGCUUGCUCAGAGAUCCGAGCGGCAAACCUGACGCAUUGCUCAUUCACUAGUGCCUGGUCUCAGGGGGAUGCUUCGUGGACUAAGAUUAAGAAAGCUCAUCAGGAUUGCGUAAAAACGAAAGCUCUGUACUCAGUGUUGGCAGUGCGUCAAAUCGGCAAAGCUGAGGCUGUGGACAUCAUCGAAAAGGUAUUUCCAAAAUGCUAUGCAGACCUGGAACCCAUAGGCAGACGGAUACGUAGAAACUCUGAUGAUAUGAUCAGAGUGCUUAGAGAUGCUUCUUACUAUGGGUAUGAUUGAUGCUUAUCAGUAUAGAAUAAACAUGACUAUAUCUGUAUAGUGUAUUUUUAUCAAAAAUAUAUUAAGGCCAUUUUAUUUAUGUAUACACAUACCCCCUUAUUUCAUAAACGUUCACUAAAGUUAUCAAGCCGAUAAAGUUCGUUUGUCCCUUUCUAUCACACCAAUACGUCGGUAAGGGACAAACGAACUAUAUCGACUUACGUUUAUGAAUAUGGGGAUAGUAUUUUAUUGUUAGUUGUUAGGUAUUUUUAUUCAGAAUGACAAGCUAUUUCGAUCCUAAUGUGUGUCCUACUGACUAUUAAAGAUGGCCAGACCAGGACAAUUCUGCAGCUGAUGGUAGUUGGUACUCAAAUGUGCCAAGAGGGCAACUAACAGAGAAUAAUCAGGACCCAUGGUGCCCCAUACCAUUUUUCCAUAAUAUUAGAAUAUUACCAUUUUAAUGUAAAAAAAAAAAAUCCCUCUUAUUUCUCCUGGAUCGAAAUUGAUUAUUAUUCUGAUUAUUUAGAAAUAAAAUAAUAAAUAAAUGGCCUUGUAGCUGAAGAGUAAAUUGUAUUAAGAUUGUUGACAUGUAGACAGGAAUAAAAUAGGCGUUGAAU
Molecule: messenger RNA, 1474 nt
Organism: Leguminivora glycinivorella
Lineage: Eukaryota; Metazoa; Arthropoda; Insecta; Lepidoptera; Tortricidae
Product: mitochondrial inner membrane protease ATP23 homolog
Exons: 5
Coding region: 99-878 (259 amino acids)
Biological process (GO): mitochondrial proton-transporting ATP synthase complex assembly; mitochondrial protein processing
Cellular component (GO): extrinsic component of mitochondrial inner membrane
Molecular function (GO): metalloendopeptidase activity
Source: RefSeq, a predicted model, not a curated record